Messenger RNA from Dermatophagoides farinae (American house dust mite), 2157 nucleotides. RefSeq lists its product as uncharacterized. Lineage: Eukaryota; Metazoa; Arthropoda; Arachnida; Sarcoptiformes; Pyroglyphidae. The record is from RefSeq and is a predicted model, not a curated record.
UUGUUUUUUGUUUUAUUUUCAUUAUUAUUAUCACAUUACCAUUACCAUUGACUUUAUAUUUAACGAACGAAUUUCGAUUUUGUAAUUUAUCGACGAAUAUAUAAUAAAUAAAUUAUGGCUGAUAAUCUUAAUGUUGGUGAUGAAUUGGAUUCGACAAUUGUCGCCGAUCAUAAUAAAUCGUCUAAAAAUACAAACGAAGUUUGGGAAUAUGAAGCACCACAUUUUUUUGAUUUCAACCAAAUGGAUGACCAAUCUAAUCAUGAUGGUGAUGAUAAUUAUUUUUUGAAAAAUCAUGAAUAUAAUGAUGCUAAUGAUAAUGUUAAUGAUGAAUCAAUUAAAGAAAAUUUUUCUGAUGAAUCUUCAAAAUCUUUAUAUCAAACACCGGAAUCUAAAUUGGAUAAAACAUCAUUACCAAAUUUUUCAUCCAAAUAUGAAUUGCGUGAAACACCAUUACGAUGUUUAUAUCAGAAUGGUCAUACACCAUUGCGGCAAAAACGUUCAACCAUUGCUGAAUUCGGUAAACGAAAAAGCCUUUCAUAUCGAAAAUCCCGAAAAUCUGUUCAAAGCUCAAAAAAAAUUGAUGAUAAUGAUGAUGAUGAAAUCAACAAUGUUUCAUUCAAUAUGACAAAAAUGGUUCAAGUAUUGGAUCAAGUACAAUUGACCGGUGACCAGCAGGUACAAUCACAACAAGAAGAAAUGAUUCCACCAGAACCAUCAAAUAACAAUGAGGAUGAUGAGAAUAGUAUCCAAAAAAAUUCGAAUGAAAUUAAUGAUGAAUCAAUGGAUGGCGUAUCAAACAUAACUAAUGAUGUUGUUGUUGUUGUUGAAGAUUUAUUGUCCGAAACCGAACAAGAAGAAACAAUGGAUAACUUUCAUGAAAUAUCCUCGGAUGAAUUGAAAGAACCGGCACAAUCCAAUGUUGAUCAAUCAUGUAAACGUCAUUCAUAUUUGGUAAAAAGUCCUAUUGUACGUUUUAAUGAUGAUGAAAAAGAAUCUUCGACCAAUGUUCUGGCCGUAUCUUUUGAUGUCGAUGGAAUGAUUAAAACACCAUCGACAUUGAAUGUUGAUGAAGAAAAAAAAUUGAAAAUUAAAAAUCGUAAAGCAACACCAAUGUUCAUAUUUAAAAAACAUGGUAUUAUUAAUAACAAGAAUAAAAAUGAUGAAACAGUGACAAAAUCAAAACCAAUGGUGAUGAAUAUUAGCAAAGAUCGAUCGAAAAAAUAUUGGAAACGAUUUUCACGUACAUUGAAUCAAGAUGAUGAUAAACAAGAUGAUGCUAAUAAUGAUAAAAAAGAAUUGGAUCAUCAUGAUGAUAAACAAUCGACAAAGAAUGUAAAUCUUGUCAUCGUUGAUAAAGAAAAUCGUGAACCAGUAACACCAAAAUCGAAAAAAGUAACUAAAAAAACAAUGUCUAUCGAUACUAUUAAUCGAUUAACUGCUUUGCCAAAAAGAAUUCAAACUGAACGACCAUCACAAAAAUACGUAUCGAUGGCCGAACAAACACAACGUUUUUUGAAUUCAGCACGGCAAUAUCAGCCAAAAACUUUAUGGCAACGACAUAAAUUGACCAAACCACGGCCACCACUUUUAUUGACUGAAAUUCGAUCGAGAUCUCGUCGCCGAAUUGAAACUGAAUCCAAUCGUGUUCAGUCAACAACAACAUCGUCAUCAUCAUCAUUAGAAACUAAUGAUGUAGCACAACAACAGCCACCGGCCAAACCAAUUGCUGAAAUUCCAUUAAUUAAAUCAAUGAAAAUUAAAUCCAAACGUCCAUUGACUAAAGCUCGAACACCAAAUUUUUGUACUGAAUAUCGUUCCAAAAUUUAUCAACUAAAACAUCGUAAUGAUAAUGGAAAUGGCAAAACAUCAUCAUCAACAAAUCAACCGCCGCCGCCGGUCGUAUUUCGUGCACGUCCAAUGCCGGAUUUUAAAAAAAUUCAAGCUCGUGUUGCUGCUGCCAAUCAGAUGAACAGAAUCAAGAACAACAACAACAAAAACAACAAAGUGUAAUAAUAAUUAAAAUCAAUAAUCAUGGUAUAUUUGUAUUCAUCAAAUUCAACUAAAUCUUUUUUCUCUCUUUUCAAAUAUUCACUAACUAACUACACUUCGAAUUGUAUUUUUAUAAUCUUUUUGUAUUUUCCAAUGGAAAUUAUCCAU